This is a messenger RNA of Diplodia corticola, 3558 nucleotides long. Its product is annotated as nuclear pore complex subunit nup85. The transcript has 2 exons. The coding region runs from base 1 to 3558 and encodes 1185 amino acids. Gene Ontology annotation, molecular function: structural constituent of nuclear pore. Lineage: Eukaryota; Fungi; Ascomycota; Dothideomycetes; Botryosphaeriales; Botryosphaeriaceae. Gene Ontology annotation, cellular component: nuclear pore outer ring. Gene Ontology annotation, biological process: protein import into nucleus; positive regulation of DNA-templated transcription; mRNA export from nucleus. The record is from RefSeq and is a predicted model, not a curated record.
AUGGAGCGGGACUCUGGAAGCCAAAGCCCUUUUGGUGUGCGCAGCCUUAACCAUGACCAGAAACUGCCCCAGCACCGCCACGUCAAGUCCAACGAGACGUGCAUCGACCCGUUGGACAAAGACCCCAAGCGCCGAUGCAACUGCUUGAACCAUCGUCAUCGCUACCGCCGCCCGUCGCCGGUGCGCAUCAAGUACGAGGCGCCCUCGGCCAUCUCUCGCAUGUACGGCCGCAAGAAAGACGAGGAGGGCUUCUGGAGGGAGGACGGCUGGCACUACACGCCCUCGACGCCCGCCGGCGGCCGUCGACUCUCCUCCGGCACCCUGCCUUCCACAACACCCGCCGGCCGUCCGCUGUGGUCCAACCGCUCUGUCCGCUCCACCACCCCGAACGGGCCCCCACCCUCUUCACGCCAGCUCUUCGGCAGCUCACGCCAGCAACGCGGCACGCCCUCCCGCAACACCCCGUCGCCGAACUACCGCUUCGGCCGCCCCAGCCCCUCACCCUCGCAGCAGAAGGGCCGCACAAUGUCUGCUUUCGCCUUCAGCUCCCGAGGACGCGGGAGGAGCUAUAUUCCCACCAGGUCGCAGUCCGCCCGUAGCUACUACUCCGACGCUCCCUCGGACGUGCCCUCGGACGCCCUCGCGAGCAGCCCUCCUCCCGGCACCGAUCCUUUCUACGACGACCGCGGCUAUUUCGACCAGGACCACUACCGCGACCACCGCUACUACGACGAAAACGAGGAGGAGCGCAUGGACGACGACUACAAACAAGGCUAUGGUUUGCCCGAGGCGGAGGAGAUGGAUGAGGACCAGGAAGCCCAGGAAGAUGAGGACGACACUAUGAUCGACAACUUUGGGACCAAGCCCGCGUCGCGCAAGUCCAGCAGACCUGCAUCUCCUCAAAAAUUCAGCGUCAAAGGCUCGGCGAGGGGAUCGCCCUCCAAUAGGUCCAGGGCUUCGACCAUGCGCAGCCCCGUGCGCCCUCCGCCACUAGGCAAAUCUGGAGCCCAAUACGAUAUUGGAAGCAUCGCAAAGAGCUUUGCUGCCGCGGCAGCUGCUCGUCCCGUCACUCAUUUGCAAGAGCCGGAUGAGCUCGUCCGGGAAACCGAACGCGUUCUCUACACCCUUGGUGAAGGCGACGCAACCGAGGAGACUCUGUCAGCGGCUGUCAAGGAUCUGUGCAACCUUUGGCACCACCCGCACAAGCCCGUUCCCGAUGGCAUUGGGCCUGCCGAUGACGACUCGCCUUUGGCAAAGGCAGACUUCAUCGCCAGCCUGCUUCUGCCCAUCCACCACCCCCCUGCAUUCGAACCCGAGAAACAGAACUUUUCGUUGUCCAGGCGCGGCCAGCUUUCUGCCUUCAGCCAGUCAUUUGCACGUCAAUAUGCGACCGGGCAGACACCUCUUCCCAAGGUCCUGGUCGAUUGGCUGAAUGCACGUCACGACCCCAGCGCUGCUGAGUUCGAGCAUCUUCAGCGGAUGGCCGGGAGCUACUCUGCUGCUCCUGGGUUCUGGGACGUCAUCUUCUCCUGCGUCAUGAGGGGCAGCUUCAAUGAUGCGAUUCAUUUCUUGAGGGAAGGCAACUUCGCUGUCGCCGACUCUGCCUUGGAAGACGGAUACGAGCGACCUGGCUAUGCUGACAUUGAGCUCGUCAAUGUAGAGAAGGCGAUUGCGCAAGCCAUCGAUGUACUGCAAAUUUGCCCAGCCUACACCCACGACGACUGGGACGUGAAAGGCAUGGAUUGGGGCCUGUAUAGGAGGACCGUCAACGACGCGCUCGAGGACCUCAAGCUCUUCGCUGAAGGUGAACGUGCUUUCCUCGAUGACGAAUUCGGCUUGAGCGCCCAGGAUGACGGUGCUUACAACUUCAGCACUGCAAGUCGCAGGGCUGAGAGCAGAGUGCCGUACACCGUCUACGAGAACCUGCAGAUCCUUUACAGCCUUCUACUCGGCAACGAAGAGGAAAUCCUCGGCGCCGCCUUCGACUGGCUAGAGGCAACCGUCUGUCUCACCGCCUGGUGGGAUGGAGAGGAUGAGGAACAGCUCCUACGAUCGGCAAAGCGCUCCAAGCACACGAGGGUCGCGGACGUCACUCCUGGACGCGCUUAUCGCAAGAGGUUUGCCUACGCGCUCGCCAGGGUGAUGGCAGAAGAAGACCCUGGCCUUUCGAUCAACAGCAACGAUCCAGUCGAGAUUGCUCUUGCCUGCGUCAUGGAAGAAAACAUGGAUGGCCUCAUCCCUAUCCUGCGUGGAUGGUCUCUGACCAUCACGGCGGCAAUCAUUGAGAUUGCAAGUGCUGGCGGCUGGCUCGGACAGUCUGCCUCAAGGAACCUCCUGAGAGGAUUCGAUCAAAGCGAUCUCAUGGUCCUAAGUUACGGACAAGGCGAUAAGCCUGGUUACGACAAGGAUGAGAUUCUACAGCAAUACGCCGAGAUUCUGUUUAGCAGGCCCAAGAUCCAAAACUCCGAGGGCUGGGAACUGGCUAUCCAAGUCUUGGGUCGUCUCGACAACGCUGAAGCCGCGAGAAAUAAGAUUAGCGAACUCCUCGAUCGACUCCCGUUAAGCUCAGCGGAGCGCGUUGACAAGAUCCUCAGUGUCUGCAACAGUCUCGGACUCAUCGAGCAUGCUAACAUGAUCGCUGAGCGCUAUGCGGCUUCCCUGGCCGAGAACUCGUACAACUACGGCUCGGCCUUGUUCUACUAUGCUCGCGCCCACAAUUCCAAGAAGAUCAGAGACGUCCUUGAUCUGCUCAUCUCUCUCUGCCUCAUCCAUUCCACCGCCUAUCCGGCGCAAUCCGAUCUCGACGAACGUCUCAAGGCACUCAUCAAUACUCCUAAGCAGACUCUGUCUCAGCUAGCUCGGUCCGACCUGGAAGCGGCUCAGAUGCUAUCCAUGUACCUCAGCGGUUACGCAACCCUGCGGAAGUUCUACGAUCUGCGUGACGAGGAAGUCAACCUCCCGGAAGGCAGCAAGCCUGCCCACCGUCCCCUCGAGAGGAGAAGACUCGCUGCCCAGGCUUUAAUUGCUGUUGUCGGCAGCGCCGCUGACAGCAUUCGUGGCGGGCUUUACGAUCCGGACAUUGAUUCGGCCGUCCAGGUUGAUGGACUUCUGACUCUGCUCGGCGAGUCGCUGCCUUUCAUGACUCAUCCUAAGCGUCUUCUAUCGUCAUCCGAUCUCUCCACACUUAUGCGUGCGGCCGAGGACCUCCAAACUGCUCCCUCGCUGGUCUACGCUCAGUGCGAGGAGCAUCUUCAGGCAGCAUUAGCACAUGCCCACGGCACAGGCUCAUCCAACAUGGAACCGCCACGAUCGCUCAAGAAGUCGGUUUCCAACCUGACAGCCAGCUCGUACAGCUUGAUGGGCAGCUCUGUGUUCCAGUCAACAGAGGGUAGCGGCGUCCUCGUGGAUGGUGAAAGCGGCACUCUCAGCAAAGAUGCAAAGAGAGGCUGGGACUGGCGGAGAGGCCUGUCCCAUGGGGCGAAGGGCAAGGAUGUGUGCGAUUUCCUCAGAGCAAAGGCUGCGCAGGAGUUGGCACGCGCUUGGGCGGAGGAGAAUUGA